Messenger RNA from Scaptodrosophila lebanonensis, 1578 nucleotides. Its product is annotated as fatty acyl-CoA reductase wat. Lineage: Eukaryota; Metazoa; Arthropoda; Insecta; Diptera; Drosophilidae. Gene Ontology annotation, biological process: long-chain fatty-acyl-CoA metabolic process. Gene Ontology annotation, molecular function: alcohol-forming very long-chain fatty acyl-CoA reductase (NADP+) activity. The record is from RefSeq and is a predicted model, not a curated record. Bases 1 to 1578 code for a protein of 525 amino acids. The transcript is spliced from 11 exons. Gene Ontology annotation, cellular component: peroxisome.
AUGUCCAGUGAUAGCUCCAAAAACACCCAAGCCAUCGGUCAACAUGAGGGCCAGGCCGAUAGCGAAACCCCAUUUGCCGAUUUCUACAAAGAUGCCACAGUCCUCAUUACGGGCGGCACUGGAUUCGUGGGUAAGGUGCUUACGGAGAAGUUGCUGCGUGCCUUUGGCUUGCGUAAAAUUUACAUGUUGAUACGCUGCAAGGACAACAUGAGCGUGGAGCAACGUUUGGAGCAGUUUCUCAAUGAGUCGAUAUUCAAUACAAUACGCUCCGACUGCCCGAGCCUGUUUGAGAAGCUGCAUGCGAUACGCGCUGAUUACAGUGCCAUCGACCUGGACAUCGAUGCCGCCGACCGUGCAAUGCUCUCGUCUGAAGUCCAAAUAGUCUUCAAUGUUGUAGCAUCGGUUAAAUUCAAUGAGAAACUUAGCGAUGCCAUUGACAUCAACGUCCUGGGCACAAACAAGAUAGUGGAUUUGGCCACGGAAAUGAAGCAAUUGAAGUCCUUCGUGCACAUUUCGACACUCUACUGCAACUGCAAUCGCAAAUUCAUCAAGGAACAAGUGUAUGAGAGUGAAAUUGGCUACGAAAAAAUCAUGCAGAUCUAUCGCAUCUUUGACGACGAGACUCUGGAGAAAAUGCGUCACUGCCUAAUUGGUGAGAUGCCCAACACCUACACAAUGACAAAGAAGUGCGCUGAGAAUUUGGUAAACCAUCGAGCAUAUCACAUGCCCGCGGGCAUCUUUCGACCGCCAAUAGUAAUGUCAACGUACAAGGAUCCAUUUCCCGGCUGGACUGAUAAUUUGUACGGGCCAUCAGGUUUAUGCACUUGGACGGCACGGGGACUCGUGCGUUGCAUUUACGGAACGGCGAGUUGCAAGGCGAACAUGGUGCCCGCCGAUUAUGUGGUGAAUGCAAUGAUAGCGUCCGCCUGGGAUAUUGCAAGAAGAUUUAAAUUGAGGCAGCCCGAUGGUAAAGCUGAGUUGCCUGUCUAUAACUACGUGUCCGAUGUGAACAAUAUUACCUGGGGUCAAUAUAUGGAUCUGUCGCGUAAAGGCUUCCACGAGCCGUUUGACAAAGCGCUCUGGUGCUUCUCGUACGUUAUAAUACCCUCGAAGCCUCUGCAUUGUGCAAUUGCAUUUUUCUUGCACAAUAUCCCAGCUUAUAUUUUAGAUUUAAUUGCCAUGGUCACCGGACAAAAGCGCAUCUACGUGAAGGCAUAUCGGAAAAUUUCGCGCAUAAUCAAUAUGAUGGCCUGGUUCGGUCUGAAGGAGUGGAAAUUCUCGCAUCGCAACAUUGACGAGCUGAACGCAUUGGUGCCGCCAGCAGAAAGACGUUUGUUGCAGUUCAACAUAGCGACGAUUAAUUGGAGCGAAUAUUUUCGCUCGUAUCUCAGCGGCAUACGGCGCUACUUCUUUAAGGAUAACGUUAACGAUAAUAAAUUGCAGCAGCGCAAAACUAUUUAUCGCAGGAUGCUUCUGCUGCACACGCUGCUAAAGACGACAUUUGGUCUUUCAUUAAUUAUGUGCAUUUUAAAAGUUUAUCUUCGAGUUUUCAAAAUUAUACCAAAGAUUGCGCUCUGA